AUCGACAUCACAAAUGAUGAGAUCUUGGUUUUCAAUAUGAAAGCUUAUCAAGCAUCAGAUUCAGAAGGUUAUUAUGCACACCGACCGCAAGAGAAUCAUCGUUACAGGUAUUCCAGGAAUGUACAAAUUACAUAUGGAGCUGGCCUAUCACGAGAUGGUUAACAUGCACACCGUUGUUGCUAGAUAUUCAAAAGUAUUUGAUUGUGAUUCAUCUCAAGAAGAAAUAUUUGAGCACAUCUGCAAACCAGUUAUUGAUGGGGCGAUGGCUGGAUAUAAUGGAACGAUAUUUGCAUAUGGUCAGACCGGAAGUGGAAAAACAUACACAAUGACGGGAAGUAGGGCAAAUUUUCAAGAGCGUGGAAUAAUUCCAAGGACGCUUUCGUAUAUAUUUCAGCGAUUCCAGGAGAUGGAGGACGGAAUGGAACUUCAGGCCGUGUACAUUUCCUACCUGGAAAUUUAUAAUGAGAACGGCUACGAUCUCUUGCACCCAAAUAUGGCCUCUGGAAAACUGGACGAAUUGAAGCAAGCCCUACUUUAUAGUUAUCAAUAUUCUAAAUAAUCAUUGUACUUUCUAUUCCCACACUAAUCAACUAAUUUUAAUACUGCACAUAAUUCAGGAAAGUCUCAUUGAUGGAAGACUCACAACAGCAAAUUCAUCUGAAGCAUUUGUCGGUGAAUCCGGUUGCAGAUGAGGAUCAAGCCAUGCAUCUUUUCUAUAUGGGAGAGCAUCACAGAACGAUUGCUGAAACUCCAAUGAAUGAAGCUUCAACUCGAUCCCAUUGUGUCUUUACGAUACACGUGCAUACUCGUGAAUCUCAAGGAACUCUUGUUCGUAGAUCAAAGAUUCAUCUAGUCGAUUUAGCAGGGUCUGAGCGAAUAGCAAACAGCAAUAUUUCUGGUCAGCUAUUCAACGAAGCUCGUCAUAUUAAUUUAGCUCUUCACUACUUGGAGCAAGUAAUUGUCGCUCUGGGUGAAGCUAAUCGAACUCACAUACCGUACCGUAACUCCAUGAUGACCUCGAUAUUAAGGGACAGUCUUGGUGGCAACUGCAUGACAUCAAUGAUUGCAACGCUCUCCUUGGAGAGUAGGAAUAUUCCAGAGACAAUGUCAACGUGCCGCUUUUCUCAGCGUGUUGCACUUGUUACAAAUGAUGCCACUUUGAACGAAGAGGUUGACCCCGACCUUUUAAUUGCUCAACUCAAAGCUGAGAUAAAAAGGCUAAAGUCCGUCAUGUCCGUAUCCUCAAUCAAACCGAUAAGCGAGGAUUCUACUCCCCUCAAUUCCCAAGAGUUUCAAGAAUGUUGCUCUGCUGUGCAAGAGUUUCUAAUGGACCCCGACGACGACGCCCUUCUCACAAUUCCCCCCGAUAUGCGUUUAGUUCAGCAAUGUUUCCAGUGCUUAAAGUGUGCUUGCAACGAGACACAUGCAAAAGUGACGAAUGCCAUGGAGGUGUACAAGUACGCUCCGGAGACGGCCCAAUUGGUAGGAGAUCAGAGGGUUCAGCAACUUUUAAAAACAUUGAGUUCUCGGGAAAAUGAAAUCAAAGUCCUCUCAAAAAUGCUGAAAGAUACGCAAGAGAAGAGUAAAAGAGCCUUAAACGAUCCAAAUAACCUUCAGUCGAAAAAUUUCGGCCAAGAUAUUGAAGCAAAUUUAGCCCAAUUUCAAGCAGUGACUGAUACUCUAAUUAAACCACCGUAUUCACCACCAUUGACUUCCAGGCCCUUGAUAGACAAGGAAUCAUUGAUUCUUGAAGGAUUCAGUGAAAGAAAGAAAACUGCUUGGGAAAAUUUUCUUAGUUCGUGUCCAGAUAAAGAACAUCUGCAUGCGACGAGAGAGAGCCUCAUUAAAUAUCGCUCCGAAGUGGAGAAAAUCAAGAGCAAAAUGAACAAAGAGCAUGAAACGCUGAACCUCUUGAAACGCUCCAUGAUGACUUCUGUUUCGAAUGAAGAGAUAUCACUCAACAAUUCCUUGUAUAAAGAGGCCUGUGCUACUCAUAAUCAAACGUUGGCAAAAAUGGAUAAGCAAUUGUUGGAUGUAACUGAGGAAGUCAUGAAACACGAGAACAUGUUGAAAUGCAUGUAUACGAAAAUGGUCGAAGCGUUUGAAAGCAUGUGGGACAACAGGGACGGAGGAUAUGUUAAAAAUGGUGCCAUAUAUUGUGAAAUUAAUGAAAGUCCAUUAAAGCAUGUUGCAGCCGGUGUAUUCAAGCGGUCCGACUCCGACAUUGACUUCAAGAACAAGGUUCCUACUCUGAAUGAUCUUGGGCUGAACAAACCAUUUUUGCAAAAGCCGUGGAAGGAAACAGAGGAAAAUACUCCACCAAAAACAGCUUCAUACUCAAAAACCAAGCAACGCAGAGAGGAUGAGCCACAAUCUAGUCGAAAUAAAAAACCGAUUGAGCAAUCCAUAGAAUCCUUGUUGGGAGAUCGAAUUACGCCUCGUGCCGCAACAGUAGCGUGCUCAGAUCCAAAUGAUAACGACAUAAGAGGUUCCUCAUCAGCAGAGGAUUUGGAAGCUCAAGACAAAAACAAUAACGCCUUGUCAGACUGUCCAAUUACUGGCGACCCUGUCACAGAUCGUGAAAUUCUUAAUUUUAUUCGAAAGCGGCAAGCAGCCUUUAAAAAACUACACGAAGCUGGUCGAUCUUUGCAAGAAAUGUCCACCACAAAUUGUACGACUAGCGAAAAAUCACCCCGAAAUGAAUCAACGCGUGGUGAUAACCAAUAAAUCGCCCCAUUAUGACAAUGCCUUAUUUUAUCAAUUAUGAUAAGCUGAAAUAUGUCACACACCAACAGAGCCCGUUUUGUACAGGAAUCAUGCGAGUGUAUGUAUGUCAUUAUAUUUUAUGCGAUUUUAUGCACAUUAUUAUGCGCUACUUUAUGUUACUACGAACUAUUACGUAGAGUUUUAAUACACUAUGCACAAUCAGGCGAGUUCAAAUUCGAUGAAUGAAUGCUUACAAUGCUAUUUUUUGUUUAGACAAGUUUACCACAACGAUCUAUUGUUCAAUUUGGUUAAAUAGAUUUCAGUAUGCACAUAAUGAUGUCCCAGUUUCUAAUUACAUCUAUAAUAAUAAUUGCUAGAACUUAAAUAAUAAGGUACAAGGCCAUUUAUGUAAACAUAUUUUAAAACCACAGACUAUAAUUUUUAGCGUAUUCUUACCUUUGUACUCUACAUGAUGAAAAAUUUCGAAAUCAUUUGCAUCAUACUGUGCAGUACUAACCGGAUUGUUCUCCCUGCUGUAAUUGGGAAGCUGGGGUCAAAUGAGGAGUUACAAGACAAUCGCAUAAAAAUUACCCCACUUCGGAUGGAAACUUAUAAUGAAAAUAUUAAUGAUUUGGAGGAAUUAGUGAAGAAAACCAAACUGAAUAAAGUAAUUUUAGCACCGCAUCGACACAUUGGCAGAGUGCCACAACCACCAUACCCAAUCUUUAAUGAUCCACCUUCAGGCCUUUCCGCAGAUCAGAAGCAUUCCAGCUCAAAGUGGACAGACGACUCCCUAUCGGCUCAGCGACACGCAUUUAUUUCCAUUCUAAACGAACAUCAACGACACCCAAAGCGAUCAAAGCAUGUCAGUGAUGAAGACCGCUACAUUAUUCUAUCGUUCGACCCAAAAACUAAGAAAUAUUCCAUCAAGGAAGAAUCUUCCGAAUAGUUAAUUAAAUACCCUAGAAACUUUAGUAGACUUUUCUUCGCCGUCUGCAAAAAUUGCAGUCUUUCUUUAUAACUCGCUUAUCGAAUUUCAAAAUUUCCCAUCGGGUUCUUUAUUUUUUGUCAGAAUAUACCCAAAGUCAAAAUAAAGUGUAUGAUUCUAUUUACAUCCAGAAAA
Folsomia candida is the source of this 3829-nucleotide messenger RNA. Its product is annotated as kinesin-like protein KIF6. The transcript is spliced from 17 exons. Lineage: Eukaryota; Metazoa; Arthropoda; Collembola; Entomobryomorpha; Isotomidae. Gene Ontology annotation, molecular function: microtubule motor activity; microtubule binding; ATP binding. Bases 631 to 2727 code for a protein of 698 amino acids. The record is from RefSeq and is a predicted model, not a curated record. Gene Ontology annotation, biological process: microtubule-based movement.